AUAUUUCUAGUAGGAGGGUAAGAGAAAGGGACGGGACCGAGGGUGUCCGCGACACCCGGAGGAGGGAUGCGAGUCCGGCUACACUAUAGAUAAAGCCUGUUGCUGCUGCCACAUUUCAAAGCUCGUCCUCGCAAUUACUUGAUCGGUUACAAUUAAAGAAACGUCGAUUGUCUGUCGUAGUCCAAAGGAUCAGAAUAAGCCUUAGUGAUGUGCUGUGGACAUCAAUCUAGAGAUUAUGGAUAGGCUGACUAAUAAUUGGACUCAUGGUAUGAAUGAAACGUCAUCAACACCGAUACCUGGACAGAACUGUGUCUCAAAUUCAUCAACAUCUUCAGUUUUAGAAAAAUUUCUAGUCAUCGCUCCGUCACUGGUUUCUGUAAACCAAGAACUGAAAUGGAUUUUUCUUUUACACACAUAUGGUUUUGCGUGUCUCUUUUUUGUACUUGCAUUUUAUACAUUUUUAUCUAUUCUACAUUUAAGGUCUCUUAUAUCAAGCCGGCCUUUCAUGUCAACAAUUAAUAUGUUUUUAUGCAUACUUGGGGCUUCAAGAGCAACUUGCCUCUUCAUAGAUCCGUACAAUCUUAAGGAUAUCAUGCCAAAAAUCAUUGGAUCCAUAGUAUGGGACAUUGGAUUCCCUUGUAUAACAUCUGCCUUCAGUCUUAUACAGUUGGCUUUCCUACAGUUAACUCAACUUAAAUUUGGACCACAAAACAUACAAAAAGAAUCUUGUGUAAGCUUAAUCAUAACAGGACACUUUUUCUUCGUGAUUGCUAGUGACAUUGCUCUCACUUCCCCAAAUUGUUAUGUUGUAAUUUAUGUAGUUCAGUCUGUGUUUCUUAUUUGGAGUAUUCUUCUAUAUCUGACAUUCUUACACGCCGGGUAUAAAAUACUUCAGUGGUUGGAAACUGUGCCAAGUAGUAUGUUGGUAAGAGACAAUUCCAAUAACCAUCAGAAAGGUAUCAUGCAAUUGGCAAUGUUAGCGCCUUACAAUAAUUUAGCGUCGUAUGUUGCUCCUGCUUUGGUGCCUACUUUACUCAAUCCUAAAGUUAAAAAUAUAGAAGAAUCAGAACCCGCAACAUUCGUCAUUGAACCGGAGAAAAGUUGUCAAGAUCAACUUGCGAAACCAUCUCAAAAAGAGGAGCAAUUUCAAGUAGAAUCUGACAAAUUUUACAAGAGUCCACUGCGUCAGAUUGAAAAGCCGACACCUGUGUCAACGGUGCCAGAAGUGUACGUCAGACCUCCGACACCAACGCCGUCGGCAGCUAAUUUACCAAUAAUAACGGUGUCCAGUCCGAGUCGUAAAAGCUCUAUAGGCAGCAGGCGAAGUAGCGACGCGUCCAGAUCGUCUCGCAGGAACUCGGAGUGCAGCGUUAGAUUUAUGAACGAUGAAGAUGGUUUUGCGUCAGAGUGUCGCCGAAAUUCUGACUUUAGUCCGAAAUAUUCGCCCGAUAUCGAUCGAAGACGAUCCCCGGACAGAAUGUCCAGAAGACAUUCCGAAAACGUCACGCCUUUGGGAAGUGUCAAAGAUCUGAGACGGUGUUCUGAUUUUUCGCACGAGAAAAACAGGAGUUCUCAGUUCGCGGCUAAACUGAAACGGAACAGCGAUUUCGGGAAUAGAACACCCAGAAGAAUGUUGCCGCCGAACGAACAUUACAAACUAUCCAAAGUUGUGGACUUGAGUCCCGCAGGCUCGAGGCGCAAUUCGGACAUUAGCGGAAUCAUCUCGAAAGCUGAACUACGCCGGAAUUCGGACACUUCUUUUCGGCGUAAUUCCGAAAUGAUUCAAAUCAAGCCGUUAAACUUGAAUCGCCGAAGCAGUGAAAUGAGUAUUAGAACUUUGAGUAGAAGUCCUACGCACGGUCGCAAUAUAGUUCCUGAGAAAAUUGAGGUACAAGAAAAGUCCGAAUCAGACUCAGAUCAGCCUGAUUGUAGCGAGAAAGCAGCUCUGAUGACGGACAAAAGUAAGGACAAAGUGGAUGAUUCGAAAGGGCGUAAGAAAAAUUUAUCUUGGAAAAACGAGAAGGGAAAAGAAGAUGCCGAAGAUAUAACCGUUGAAACGAAUUUGCUUCCUGAAAAUACUACAACCGACGCGAAACUUACGAGUAGCGACUUCACACUUCAUUCGAUAUUAAAUCACAUCGCGUACGUAAACAGAUCUAAAUCUGAUAUACCUUUGCAUAUAUUAGAAGCGAAUACUGCAGCAGCUAGAAGAUCACAAAUUCGAAAAGUAUUAAAUGUCACAUAUAUAACUGCAAUUUUAGGAAUUAUUUUAUGCAUUACAGACAUUGCACGUAUUUUUGGCCCA
Messenger RNA from Nomia melanderi (Alkali bee), 2305 nucleotides. The record is from RefSeq and is a predicted model, not a curated record. Lineage: Eukaryota; Metazoa; Arthropoda; Insecta; Hymenoptera; Halictidae.